AUGCGCCUCCUCCAUCUUCUCCCUCAAGGCUUGCUAUUCAGCUUAGCAACAACCACGGCCGCCUUCGAUCUCCCAUAUUUCUCCGAUAUCAGUUUCCCCAUCCGGCUCUCCGACUAUUUUCAGCCAAUCCCCACGACCAACACCAUCACACCCCAUCCUCCACAAGAACUGCGGAGAAGAGCAGGAGGCGGUCAGUGUCCAACAGAUUUCCACGCCUGCACCAACCUCAACGCCCCCGGACUCUGCUGCGCCAACGCAGCCAUCUGCACACCCGACGACAACGGCAAUGUGGCUUGCUGUCCUUCUCAUUCCGUUUGUACAGGCCUCGUUACGGGAUCGAUAACUUCUGGGGUGUUGAAUAGCCUGGGGAGUGUGGUGGGAGGAUCUCAGACAACAGGGGUUGUGACGGGCUCGGCUGCCACUCAGACUACUGGAGGACUGGUCACGACGACCCCUGGCGCAACCGCUUCUUCUACAAGUAAUAAUGGGGUUGUGAUUGAGAGUAAUUCACCCACCGGCACUGGAACCAGUCGAGCGGUGGUGCUGGGCGGUGGAGCUAGCUCGGGAUCGAGUGGGACGAAGAGGGUAGAGGUGCCCAUCAUUGCACGAGCGAUCAUGAAGGUGCUUGAGCAUCUGCCGGUUUGA
Neohortaea acidophila is the source of this 645-nucleotide messenger RNA. RefSeq lists its product as uncharacterized. The record is from RefSeq and is a predicted model, not a curated record. The transcript has 2 exons. Bases 1 to 645 code for a protein of 214 amino acids. Lineage: Eukaryota; Fungi; Ascomycota; Dothideomycetes; Mycosphaerellales; Teratosphaeriaceae.